This is a messenger RNA of Talaromyces proteolyticus, 2457 nucleotides long. Its product is annotated as OPT oligopeptide transporter. The coding region runs from base 14 to 2395 and encodes 793 amino acids. Gene Ontology annotation, biological process: transmembrane transport. The transcript has 2 exons. NCBI's taxonomy places the organism in Eukaryota, Fungi, Ascomycota, Eurotiomycetes, Eurotiales, Trichocomaceae. The record is from RefSeq and is a predicted model, not a curated record. Gene Ontology annotation, molecular function: oligopeptide transmembrane transporter activity.
CGCUGCUGGACCCAUGGUGUCCGAGUCAGAGAUGAGCGACACUAUUGAGGUACUGAAAGAAAUUCUCGCUGAGCACUCGCUGGAUGCCAACUAUCCCCAGGAGUUGCUGAACCGUGCUCGCGAAUUCUUGGACAGAGAUCCCGACUCGAUCCAAGCCCUCGAUACCCAGGCGUUAGUCGAUGAUAUCAGACGACAAAAGGAUUUGAUUUUCAAUGAUUCUCCCUACCCAGAAGUUCGCGCUGUUGUGGACCCGUCCGAUGACUCCUCCGUGUCAGCCAAUACCUUUCGCGCCUGGUUCAUUGGUCUCUCGUUGACUGUCGUUUUCACCGGCGUCAAUCAACUCUUUCAGCUUCGCUAUCCGACCAUCACGAUCUACUCCGUGGUGUCGCAGGCGGUAUCCUACCCGAUCGGUGCCCUCCUAGCCAAGAUCCUUCCCACCAAGACCUUCAAGUUCUUUGGCUGGUCCUGGUCACUCAAUCCCGGUCCAUUCAACCAGAAAGAACACAUGCUGAUCACAGUUAUGGCUAAUGUUGCCUAUGGAGGUUACCUCGGAACUGCUUACGUGACCAACAUCUUCACGGUACUCAAAGUGAAGAAGUGGUACAAUAUGACUGGGCUGUAUGACAAAGCCGGUUUCCAGAUCUUGUUGGCACUUUCCACUCAGCUGCUAGGCUUUGGCUGUGCUGGACUCGCCCGUCGAUUCUUGGUUUAUCCGGCAACUUUGAUCUAUCCCAAAGCCCUGGGAACGAUUGCUUUGAACAAGGCCCUGCACAACGAUAGCAAACUGACGGCAGUCAAUGGUUGGACAAUAUCUCGUCUCAAGUUCCUGCAAUGGAGCUUCUUGAUGAUGUUUGUUUAUUACUGGUUUCCCGGUUACAUCUUCACUGCUCUUUCCACUUUCAAUUGGAUGACCUGGAUCUCGCCAACCAAUGUCACGCUAGCCCUCAUCACUGGCAGUCUUGGAGGUCUCGGUGUCAACCCCAUUCCGACUUUUGAUUGGAAUGUCAUCUCUGUGCUUUAUGACCCUAUUAUCACUCCAUUCUAUUCCCUCGUCAACAGUGCCAUUGGGGCGACCCUUGCAUGUAUUUGCGUCAUCCUGCCAAUCUACUGGACUAAUACCUGGAACUCAGGCUACUUCUCCAUCAUCACGAAUGGCCUCUCCGAUAACACUGGAAAUUCGUACAAUGUCUCGAAGGUUUUGUCUAACGGGAAGCUUGAUGUUGCCGGGUAUGAAUCUUAUGGACCGGCAUACAUGUCCGCCUCAUACGCGAUCAUGUUCUUCUGCUUUUUCGGCAUGUACAUGUCUGGCAUCGUCCAUGUGGCUCUUUAUAACCGCCACCAACUUUACAAGGGGUUUAAAUCUUUACUCAAGUGGGGAAAUGCGCGCGAUGAGUACGAGGAUGUUCAUAAUCGUCUGAUGAAGUCGUACAAAGAAGUUCCCGAAUGGUGGUAUAUUGCCAUCUUGGUGAUCACCUUCGUUUUUGGGGUCGUCAACAGCGAGGUCUACAACACAGGCUUUCCGGUCUGGGGCCUCACUUUUGCCAUCGCCCUGUGUCUUGUGCUGCAGAUCCCGUAUGGCAUUGUUUAUGCCAUCACCAAUGCAGAGCUCACCAACAACGUGGUUGCUGAGGUUAUCGCUGGAUACGCCAUCCCCAAUCAGCCUGUGGCAAAUAUGAUAUUCAAGUCUUACGGUCUGCUCGCCUGCGCUCAAGCAAUCCAAUUCUCCUCCGAUCUCAAGAUGGGCCACUACGUUAAGAUUGCACCCAGGGUGAUGUUUAGCGCUCAGGUUGUUGCCACUAUCGUUGGUGCUUUCGUAGCCGUUGGUGUCAAUGCAUGGGCUUUGGCAAAUAUCCCAGGCGUCUGCACCAACGACCAACCCUCCAAGUUUACUUGCCUCAGUGUUCAAACCUUCUUCACCUCUUCAGUAAUCUGGGGGGUCAUCGGACCUAAGCAUUUCUUUGCACCGGGUACUCCAUACCAUGCGACACUCUACGGAUUUCUUUUUGGUCUCCUAAUCCCGGUGCCAUUUUACUUUCUGGCCAAGCGAUUCCCACGUUCUAUUUGGCGUUACGUCAACUUUCCCGCCCUAUUUUUUGGAGUCACCAACCUGUCGCCCUAUAACCUCAAUUAUAUCUGGGCUCCGACUAUGGUUGGUUUUGUCUUCAAUUACUACAUCAAACGUCGCUACCUCCCAUGGUGGGAGAAGUAUGCCUAUGUGCUUACAUCUUCCUUUGGCGCAGCUGUGGCUAUCUCUGCCAUCAUAAUUUUCUUCGCAGUGGAAUAUCAUCCUGUGGUUAUUAACUGGUGGGGCAACGCGAUUUCUUCAGCUGGUUGCGAUGCGGCUGGAUGUCCUUUGUACACUGUGCCGGAUACUGGUAUCCCGGGCACUCAGUAGUCGAAAUGCCUUUAAGAUCUGCGCAGAAGAUGGGGUUGAAGGAAGUGCCAAUAAUAAGUCAU